AUGGAAUCCACUGGUCGCUGGGACAAUGGCCCAUCCAAUAAUAGCAUCUAUGAGGUUGCGCUCGGAGAUGGCUCCAAUACCAGCUCUCAAUUUACUGGCGUGCAGCUGAUCCAGUCUUUCAAGCCCCUGAUCAUCCCCUGCUACACCUUGGUGGUGCUUGUGGGCAUCUUUGGAAACUAUCUCCUCUUCUACAUUAUCUGUAAGACCAAGAAAAUGCACAAUGUCACCAACUUCUUCAUUGGAAACCUGGCCUUUUCCGACAUGCUGAUGUGUGCAACCUGUGUCCCUUUUACUCUGGCCUAUGCCUUCAACCCCCACGGAUGGGUCUUUGGAAAGUUCCUGUGCUAUUUUGUGUUCCUGAUGCAGCCCAUGACAGUAUAUGUGUCCGUCUUCACCCUGACAGCUAUUGCAGUGGACAGAUAUUACACCACAGUGCACCUUCUGAAGAAGCGUAUCUCAUUCACUACCUGUGUGUACAUCAUCAGUGGGAUCUGGCUGCUCUCCUGUGCCCUGGUGGCCCCGGCCAUUGCCCACACGUACCAUGUGGAGUUCCAGAAGGAAGGCUUUGCCAUCUGCGAGGAGUUCUGGAUGGAAGAAGAGAAAGAGCGCCUGGCCUAUGCCUACAGCACCUUGAUCAUCACCUAUAUCCUCCCCCUCUCAGCAGUCUCCCUCUCGUACCUCUGCAUCACCAUCAAGCUGAAGAACCGUGUUGUGCCCGGCCACCCAACGCAAAGCCAGGCAGAGUUUGACCGCUUGCGGAAGAGGAAGAUCUUCCGCCUCCUCGUGCUUGUGGUGGCAGCCUUUGCCGUCUGCUGGCUCCCCAUCCAUGUCUUCAACAUCAUCCGUGACAUAGACAUCAACCUCAUCAAUAAGGAUUAUUUCCUUCUGAUCCAGCUAUUCUGCCACUGGUUUGCAAUGAGCUCCUCCUGCUGCAACCCCUUCCUCUACGCCUGGCUCCACGAUCGCUUCCGAAGUGGCCUGAAAGAGAUGUUCACCUUCAAGCAGAAGAUCAUCCCCACCAAUAAUUGUGUUGCAGUCAGUGUAAUGCUUUGA
Molecule: messenger RNA, 1053 nt
Organism: Rhineura floridana
Lineage: Eukaryota; Metazoa; Chordata; Lepidosauria; Squamata; Rhineuridae
Product: prolactin-releasing peptide receptor-like
Exons: 2
Coding region: 1-1053 (350 amino acids)
Biological process (GO): G protein-coupled receptor signaling pathway
Cellular component (GO): plasma membrane; neuron projection
Molecular function (GO): neuropeptide binding; neuropeptide Y receptor activity
Source: RefSeq, a predicted model, not a curated record